Heterostelium album PN500 is the source of this 786-nucleotide messenger RNA. RefSeq lists its product as uncharacterized. Lineage: Eukaryota; Evosea; Eumycetozoa; Acytosteliales; Acytosteliaceae. Bases 1 to 786 code for a protein of 261 amino acids. Gene Ontology annotation, molecular function: metal ion binding. The transcript is spliced from 3 exons. The record is from RefSeq and is a predicted model, not a curated record.
AUGAACAAAAGUUUAAAAAAUAAUAACAAUGAAGAUAAUACUAGUAAUAAUGAAAAAAUCAUAGAAUAUGAUAUAAAUGGUAAAGAGAUUUGCUUCCUUUUUAGAAAGUUUGGUAAAUGUAGAUAUGGAAAGAAAUGUAAAAAAUCACAUCUUCUCAAUUCAGAGGCAACACCAACCACUGUUCUUACUCGGCUCGAUCCAACUAUAAAACAACCACCUUCCAUCAUCCAGAAGCUACUAUCACUCUUUAACUAUAACAAUGUUAAUAUCAUCGAUAGUGCUCAUCCUCCCAUUGAAAUACAAAUGUUACAAUCAAACAUAAAGAUGUUAAAAUCAAAUAAACGAUUAAUUACUCAACAACAACAACAACAACUUAUAAAUAACAAUAGAAUCAUAUUAAAAAUUAAAAAUAAUAAUAACAAUAAUAAUGAUAAUAAUAGCAAUAAUAAUAGUGUUGUAACAAUAAAAAAAGAUAUAUUUAAAAGAAUGAAAAAACAUCAUUGGAAAUCGGUGUUGUCUGUUGAUUUGGAAGAUCAGUGGCUACAGUGUCUGGACUAUGCUCGUGCAUGUCAAUUUACACUCAACCAAUCUAGAUUCUCAUUAAACACAUUAGAUAAAUCAAUUAGUAAUCUACAACAACAACAACAAACUGUAAAUAAUAAUAAUAAUAAUCAAAACAAUCAAAUCAAUAUAUCACUUCAAAGAUUAAAUCAAAUCGAUGAAGAUACAAAACAUAUCACCAAUUGGAAGGAAAAGAAAAGAAAACAAUUAGAAUUAUUAAUUUAA